Molecule: messenger RNA, 729 nt
Organism: Paramuricea clavata
Lineage: Eukaryota; Metazoa; Cnidaria; Anthozoa; Malacalcyonacea; Plexauridae
Source: the annotation of a GenBank genome assembly
AUGCCUAAAGGCAGAGGCAGAAAGGGAGAAAAAGCACCGCGAAAGAAAGGCAAAGGUAAAAAGCAAAGCCCGUUAACGGUCGUGCCACGAACUGUUCCUGCGCCAAAUUGCCCAAGAAUGGAUGUUGAAGAGCUUUCCCCUUCAUCCUACCAUCAUCAGCAGUCUACUAUCCAGCGAGAAAUCGCAUCAGCAUCGUCACGAUCAGUAAAUUCUUUGCAACCAUUGAAUGCAAUGCUUCAAGUAACGCCUGCCAGUCAUACUUCAACAGCAUCCCUGCAGCAGCCGGUAUCUUUACAACGACCACCGUCGUUACUACUUCAAGAAACAUCUCAAAUCACAUAUUCCCAAAGUUCAAGGUUAUCGCAGCAACAUCCAACACAAACACUGCAGCAGCCUGCAUCUUCGCAACGAACACCAUCCUUGCAAUUUCAAUCAACAACUCAAAGUACACCUUUUCAAAGUCCAACGUUAUUACAGCAACGUCCUACGUCAUCACUGCAACAACCAAUAACAUCCUUGCAAUUACAACCAGCUACCUACCAAAUUCCUGUAAGCUGCCGUCAACCACAAUGUCCAUCUUUUCCAAGUCCAACGUAUGGACAGUUUCUCAUUUAUUUAUUACAGUUCUGCCCAAUGCAAACAUCGACAUGCUUCGGAUGCGGACAACCACUAAAAGAUGGUGAUCAAAUAAGAAUAGCGCCCAACGACAUAGUCAUUGUUUCAAAGAUG